GGUUAACAGCGCUUUCUAAACAUAUCGAAAAUAUUUAGAAAAUACUAAAUCCGAUCAUUUCAGCUCAUUCACUUGCGAGCAAUGCACGAGUAUACAACACUUGCUAACGUAAAUAUUUGAUUUGUGUGAAAAAGUCCGACGACAAACAAAAAUAGAUAGCAUUUCAAAAAUUUUAAAUACCAAAACAAUUAAAAAAACGCAAAAAGAAAUUCAAAAUCGAACUUCAAUAGCGAAUCAUUGCUAAAUAAAGUGCUGAGUGUAUGAAAAAAAAAAUCGAAUUUCGCUAAUUAACCUUGUGACAAAUUUUUGCUGUUAAAUUUGUGUAAUUUUCUACGCGUUCGUGCCGUUAUAGCGCAUAUGCGAACGCCGCCGCAGUGGAGCUGCAAAGAGAGAAAACCCUAGAAUUUCUACGAGUGCUAACCUUCGUCCUGCUAUUCCUUAUCAUAUCACUAUACCUAUACCGUUACGCAUUCUAAAAGCGUGUCUAGAUUUAGGAUUAGCUAAAUAUAAUUGACAACCAAUUUUAACCUGCCUAGCUAAAAGCGCAGCUAACACAGCUAGUACCACAACAACAACACGAAAAGGUAUAGCACAGCAACAAGAGUUUUUGCGAUAUGGCUAAAGCGCCUGCUGUCGGCAUUGAUCUUGGCACGACAUAUUCAUGCGUCGGUGUGUUUCAACAUGGCAAAGUGGACAUUAUCGCCAAUGACCAGGGCAAUCGGGUGACUCCAUCCUAUGUGGCCUUCACUGAUACGGAGCGUCUAAUUGGCGAUGCGGCCAAAAAUCAAGUUGCCAUGAACCCGAACAAUACUAUCUUUGAUGCUAAACGCCUGAUAGGCCGUAAGUUCGAUGAUAUGACUGUGCAGAGUGACAUGAAACACUGGCCUUUCGAGGUCUUCAAUGACAAUGGCAAGCCGAAAAUGCGCAUCGAAUAUAAGGGUGAAAAGAAAAGUUUCUUCCCGGAGGAAAUCUCUUCCAUGGUAUUGACGAAGAUGAAGGAGACUGCCGAAGCUUAUCUCGGCAAGCCUGUAACGGAUGCUGUGGUCACUGUGCCAGCCUAUUUUAAUGACUCACAACGUCAAGCCACCAAAGAUGCUGGCGCUAUUGCUGGGUUGAAUGUGCUGCGCAUAAUUAACGAGCCAACAGCUGCAGCCAUCGCUUAUGGAUUGGACAAGAAGGGCACCAGUGAACGCAAUGUGCUCAUUUUUGAUUUGGGCGGCGGCACUUUUGAUGUGUCUAUACUUACGAUUGAGGAUGGUAUCUUUGAGGUUAAGUCCACAGCGGGCGAUACACAUUUGGGCGGCGAAGAUUUUGACAAUCGCAUGGUGAAUCAUUUCGUACAAGAGUUCCAACGCAAAUACAAGAAGGACUUAGCGCAGAAUAAACGCGCAUUAAGGCGACUGCGCACAGCUUGUGAACGUGCCAAGCGCACGCUCUCAGCCUCUUCGCAGGCUAGCAUUGAGAUCGACUCUUUAUAUGAGGGUAUAGACUUCUACACUUCAAUAACACGCGCGCGUUUCGAGGAAUUGAAUGGUGACCUCUUCAGGGGUACUAUGGAGCCGGUGGCGAAGGCAUUGCGUGACGCUAAAAUGGAUAAAGGGCAGAUACAUGAUAUUGUUUUGGUUGGCGGUUCGACGCGUAUACCUAAAGUACAAAAAUUACUGCAAGACUUCUUCAAUGGCAAAGAGCUCAAUAAGUCUAUUAAUCCGGAUGAAGCCGUUGCUUAUGGUGCUGCGGUACAGGCCGCCAUACUCUGUGGCGACAAGUCCGAAGCUGUGCAAGAUCUUCUACUGCUCGAUGUAACACCGUUAUCGCUAGGUAUCGAGACAGCAGGCGGCGUUAUGACGGUGCUGAUUAAACGUAAUACCACCAUACCAACGAAACAAACCCAAGUUUUCACCACUUACUCAGACAACCAGCCGGGCGUUUUGAUACAGGUAUUCGAGGGUGAACGCGCCAUGACCAAAGACAAUAAUAUACUCGGUAAAUUCGAGCUGAGCGGCAUACCGCCGGCACCACGUGGUGUACCACAGAUCGAAGUGACUUUCGACAUUGAUGCGAAUGGUAUUUUAAAUGUGACGGCAGUGGAAAAAUCUACUGGUAAAGAAAACCGAAUCACUAUAACCAACGAUAAGGGUCGUCUGAGCAAGGACGAUAUCGAGCGCAUGGUAAACGAGGCCGAACAGUAUCGCAACGAGGAUGAAAAGCAGCGUGAACGCAUUAAUGCCAAGAAUGCGCUCGAGUCGUACUGCUUCCAGAUGAAGUCCACAAUGGAUGAUGAGAAUAUACGCGCUAAAAUUUCGGACAGCGAUCGUCAGUUGAUAUUGCAGAAGUGUGAUGAGACAAUCAGCUGGUUGGAUAGUAAUCAACAGGCGGAGAAGGAUGAGUUCGAAUAUAGACAGAAAGAGUUGGAGAAAAUUUGUAGUCCGAUUAUAACACGAUUGUAUCAAGGUGGCGUGCCACCACCACCACCAAAUGCAGGUGGUCCGGGUGCUGGUGGCUCCUCCGGCGCAGCUGGUGGUCCAACUAUAGAAGAGGUGGACUGAGCGUAUUUGAAAAACUAAAAAGCGUUAUGUCAUAUAUAUUUUUGGCGUUGCUUUAUUUUUCUAAAUAACAUUUUCUUAGACUUCUUGUUGUCUGAUGCUUCAAUUCGUAUUUUAUUAUGAUCUAUUUUACAUAUCUAUACAUAAAUUUUUAACAACAAAAACUACAUAACUUGUUCGAAAAUGUUGACGAAAGGAUAAUAAAUUUCAAAUUUCGAUUUUUCGUGGUUUAUUA
Molecule: messenger RNA, 2778 nt
Organism: Bactrocera tryoni
Lineage: Eukaryota; Metazoa; Arthropoda; Insecta; Diptera; Tephritidae
Gene: Hsc70-1
Product: heat shock 70 kDa protein cognate 1
Exons: 3
Coding region: 615-2546 (643 amino acids)
Biological process (GO): vesicle-mediated transport; cellular response to unfolded protein; protein refolding
Cellular component (GO): cytosol; nucleus; cytoplasm
Molecular function (GO): ATP binding; heat shock protein binding; ATP hydrolysis activity
Source: RefSeq, a predicted model, not a curated record